This is a messenger RNA of Dissoconium aciculare CBS 342.82, 783 nucleotides long. RefSeq lists its product as uncharacterized. The record is from RefSeq and is a predicted model, not a curated record. Bases 1 to 783 code for a protein of 260 amino acids. NCBI's taxonomy places the organism in Eukaryota, Fungi, Ascomycota, Dothideomycetes, Mycosphaerellales, Dissoconiaceae. The transcript is spliced from 3 exons.
AUGCAUCUUUCCCUAAUCUCCUCCAUUCUGGCAGCAACGACACUCGUCCAGGCAGCUCCGGCUGUGGAUACUGCGCAGUCCAUCGAGGCACGUCAAGCAGAUGACUCCUUCGGAACGUCUUGGAAUGAUCCGUACAUCCCCAUUCCGCGGAGCUUUGAAGUCCGUGUGGCGGGCGACGCGUGUGCCUUCCAGCUGGUAUACGAGCGUUUCCGGGCCGACAAUCGCUACGACGUCUCCUAUAUGGCCGAGUAUUCCGAUGGAUCAUCUCAACAAGUGCGCCCGAUAUCCGGAAGUCUGCCACGUAACAACAACCUGUUCGUCGAUAUCAUUGAAGAUGAUGAGCGAGGCCUGGAGAUCUCCUUCUUCGACAAUGUUUGCAAGAACGGUGUAGCCCCGCGAUCCUUCCGGGCCAAUUACGCCUUGCGUGAAGGUUUCACAUACGAGAAUCGAUGGACCACAGGGUCGUUCGGUAUUUCUAGUGGGAAUCUCGCGGGCGCAGUCGGCAAUAUUCGCGUGACUAGCGGGAAGUCGAGCACUGUUUCGUGGACACAUGUCGCAGGAGUAACAAGCUACAUCGUGAUCAUGGAGUGGCUUGUUGAUUCUGAAGUCGGACCAUUGCCAUUUGUCUACGCACGCCAGGUGGUCGGGCAAGACGCAUCGUCUUACACGUACACACGUAGAUUCACGCGUGCGACCGUCAUCGCGAAUACCGGCGGCGAUCUUUCGACUGGCACCAAGCGGUUCACGGCGCUUGACCAGGUUGUUGAUGUGUAUCCUUCCUGA